UUAUCCCUACCUACGAAUCUAGACCAUGGGACAGCCCAUCUGAUACGUAGAUUGUUAGGGUCAACAGAGCAGUGCAUCCAGAUCACUGCCUGUGGAGUCCUGAUGUAGAGUCCCGAGUUAGCUCUACCCAGUAAUCAAGUUACUUACCUCUUCGGUGGGGAGUGGGUUAAGAGCUCAGGAGUGUUUAGAGAAGUCAUUUCUCAUAGAAAUCAAAAAAUGGAAAGUGUUCUGUUUUAACAAAGGCAAAGAAAGGAGUUAGGCUAAAAGGCCAUUCUUAAGUAAAAGGACUUAUGUCAUUUUAUGAUAGGAACUUUAUUAAAGAAAGAUGAUCAUUUUUGUUUUGGAAUGACAGAUUUGUUUUUUCCAGGAUGGAAUGUUGUUAGAUAUUUAUGUUUGGAGAUUGAUCCCUGUUAGAGAAACAGAUUUGAGAGUCAUACAGAUUCUCUUUGUGGCCAGAUGGGUUUGUAUGGACAGGCUUGUCCAUCUGUAACUUCAUUAAGGAUGACAUCUGAACUGGAGAGCAGCCUAACAUCUAUGGACUGGUUACCACAGCUCACCAUGAGAGCAGCCAUCCAAAAAUCUGAUGCUACACAAAAUGCACAUGGAACAGGAAUUUCCAAGAAGAAUGCACUCCUUGACCCAAAUACAACACUGGACCAAGAAGAAGUCCAACAGCACAAAGAUGGGAAACCUCCAUACAGUUAUGCCAGCCUCAUUACAUUUGCAAUUAAUAGCUCACCCAAAAAGAAAAUGACUCUAAGUGAGAUUUACCAGUGGAUCUGUGAUAACUUCCCAUAUUAUAGAGAGGCUGGCAGUGGUUGGAAGAAUUCCAUACGACAUAAUUUGUCACUGAACAAGUGUUUCCUUAAAGUGCCUCGAUCAAAGGAUGAUCCCGGAAAGGGGUCCUACUGGGCAAUAGACACCAAUCCGAAGGAAGAUGCGCUGCCUACUCGGCCAAAGAAGAGAGCACGAUCUGUAGAACGGGCCUCAACUCCAUAUAGCAUAGAUUCAGAUUCUUUGGGAAUGGAGUGUAUUAUUUCGGGAAGUGCCUCUCCAACUCUGGCAAUCAACACUGUGACUAACAAAGUAACUUUGUACAACACCGAUCAGGAUGGUAGUGAUAGCCCACGCAGUAGCCUUAACAACAGUCUCUCAGACCAGAGUUUGGCAUCUGUUAAUUUGAACAGUGUUGGCAGUGUGCAUAGUUAUACACCGGUGACAAACCAUCCAGAACCAGUCUCUCAGUCAUUAACUCCUCAACAGCAACCACAGUACAACCUUCCAGAACGAGACAAACAACUACUUUUCUCAGAAUAUAAUUUUGAAGAUCUCAGUGCCUCAUUUCGGAGCCUUUAUAAGUCAGUUUUUGAGCAGUCACUUAGUCAGCAAGGUUUGAUGACCAUCCCUUCUGAAUCUUCCCAGCAGUCCCACACCUCGUGUUCGUAUCAGCACUCUCCUAGCAGCACAGUGAGCUCUCACCCACACAGCAACCAAAGCAGCCUGUCCAACAAUCAUGGCGGUGGCCUCAGCACCACGGGCAGUAAUUCGGUUGCACAAGUCUCACUGCCCCACUCCCAGAUGCACACACAGCCGUCUCCACAUCCGUCCCAUCGACCGCAUGGUUUACCACAGCAUCCACAGCGUCCCCAGCACCCAGCAUCGCACCCGCAGCAGCACAGCCAGCUCCAGCCCCCUCACCCCCAGCACCCCUCUCCACAUCAACACAUACAGCACCAUCCGAACCAUCAGCAUCAGACGUUAACACAUCAGGCACCCCCAACCCCACAACAGGUAUCCUGUAAUUCUGGUGUUUCAAAUGACUGGUAUGCAACACUUGACAUGCUAAAAGAAAGUUGUCGAAUUGCCAGCAGUGUUAAUUGGUCAGAUGUAGACCUUUCACAGUUCCAAGGUUUGAUGGAGAGUAUGAGACAGGCAGAUCUCAAGAACUGGUCUUUGGAUCAGGUUCAAUUUGCUGAUCUCUGUUCUUCUCUUAAUCAAUUCUUUACACAAACUGGCCUUAUCCACUCACAAAGUAAUGUUCAGCAAAAUGUCUGUCACGGUGCCAUGCAUCCAACAAAACCUUCCCAACACAUUGGAACAGGAAAUUUGUACAUAGACUCCAGGCAAAAUCUCCCUCCUUCAGUGAUGCCGCCCCCUGGCUACCCUCACAUCCCACAGGCACUCAGCACUCCAGGAACGACAAUUGCAGGCCAUCACGGAGCCAUGAACCAGCAGCACAUGAUGCCUUCCCAAGCCUUCCAGAUGCGACGUUCUCUGCCUCCAGAUGACAUCCAGGAUGACUUUGAUUGGGAUUCAAUUGUGUAGAGCUUGUUUCUGCAAGGCACCAGACCCCAGCGUCACCUUUCUGUGCAGUGAAGGGAAAGGUUUAAGAGAAUCCAGUUGAGAAAACAAAGUUGUUAAUCACUUUACCGAUGUUAUCAAAAUUUCUUUUGAAGACAAUCAAAAAGAUUUUGGCUGGAUAACUUACUGCUUUUAUCUGACCCAAACAAGUACUACAUGUUUGUCUCCCUGCCAGCUGCCCUAUGUAGCUCCUAACUGUUGUGUGAUUUGAACAGCUUUUGCAUAUUUGUGUCAGUUUGAUGUUGACCACAAGUGCCAGACUGAUUUUUCAGACAGAGCCUAUUUUGCUGCAAGCAGUUUAUAGAUACAUAUGUGUAAAUAUAUGUACAAAAAUUACUGAAAGGCUUCAAUUUUUCUAAUUGGAUUAUUACGUCUUGAAAAGAAAGUUACUGUGAGUUUUUAUUUCCUCAUUAGGCUAUUUUCUGCAGGAUGCUUUUAACUGAUGUAGGCAACUGAAAGGAAAUAGAUUUUUUCAAAACCCAAUUCCCCUUAUUUAAUCUUUUUUCAGAGAUGUGGGUAUUGAGUUGAACUCAGCAAGUCAAAGAACCCAGAGUUUGAUACUCUCCAAACAAUCCAGAGGGGCAUGUUGUUCCUGAGCAGCAUAAAGAACUGACCAAAUUUGUUUUGAUGGUUGGGGGAUUACAGAGUUUAUGUUGUACCUUGUCAAUGUCUGUUUUCUUAAAUCUGCAUUAGAACAGUUCUAAAAUGUAUUUGAUCAGUUAGCAGCUGAGCAUUGCUUGGCUCUUUAACAAAAUCAUUGCCUCCAUAGUCACCCAUGUAUUUAUUAUUUCAAAAGUGUUAUUUUAAUAUUUAUUGCUACCUUCUGUGAAUGCUCAGCUCAUAUUGGGUUCAUUAAGGAGAAGUGUGGUGUCUGAAAGCACAGAAUUGUUUUUCUUAAGAGUUUACAGACAAGACAAUCAGAUUGUGUCAUUCUCUUUAUCAUCGCUCAUUUUACCAUGUGAGUAUAUUUCUCUAUCUUAGCAUUCCUGCUGAUUGAGACAUAUUAGCUAAAUAGAUUUUUCUGGAAUUCAAAUCAGAGUUCAUUUGGGCAAUAGAACAGCAGGGCACUGUGUAUAAUGCAAGUUUCCUCAUUUUCUGUUUAGGAAGCACUGAAAGGAGGAUAGAGCCACACACAGAUUUUAUUUGCCUCAGUCUUCAGUGCAGAAACCCUUAAGUGGUCUGCUGUUUCUCUUGUCCCGUGUGUCUGUGUAUGCAUGACAUUGGGUUACUUUCUUUGAAAUGCAGUGUGCCUCAUUGGGGUUUUUAUUAGUUUUUUGUUUUGUUUCAUAUUGUAUCAUAGUUACUUUGCAUGGAUUGUCUUAGUUUUAUAAUCAGUUUUAUAAAAGUAACAGAAAUGAGAUUUUUUUUUAAAUGAGUAGGUUUUGAAUUGGUUUUUUAGACCAUAAAAAAAGGCAGAAUUUCUUUCAUUUAUAAUGGAAUGAUACGUUCCAUCAAAUCAAGGAGUAAUAACUGCUCACUGGUUGCUUUUUAGCAUCUCUAGUCUCUUUAUCAGCCAUGCUUAAAUCACUUUAAUUAGCCUUAGUGAUAAUGUGGUUGAGUGUUCUCUACUUGAACGAAACAGACAUCUUUGUUUUUGUAUGUGUGUAUGUGAGAGUGUUUGUCAACGUGUGUGUGGGUAUUUUUUUUUUUUUUUAAUGGAGUGUUGCCUUUAAUGAAUCACUGGGAAGCCAGCCAUAGUAAAGGCUGGUGAGGUUGGGGAAAAAGGAAGGGCUUUAUGUUCCUGUUGUUUGGACCCUGCUUGGCAUGAAAAUGGAAGCUCAGUUCCAGCCCCUUGGAUCAGUGAAAAUCGGAGGAUUCUGGCAAGACCACCAACAGGCCCCUCUUACAUGGAUUAGAGGCCAGAUGAGAUAGCAGCCUGCAGAGAAAAAAAACUUGAAAAAAUGGGGUGGGGGGGGUUCAGUAGUCUGCUCAAGUCACUGUUUUCUAGAUACCAAAAUAGCUGUCUUGAAACUUUAAAUUGCUUGGGUAGCAAUGUGCACUUUAAACAAUUUGGGUAUUAGAAUGCAGUCUUACAUUGAAUGAUUUGAGUAGAAACCACUGAUGAAGGUUUUACAAAUUCUGUGAAGCUAAUUUCCCAUUUGGCAAUCAUUUACUGAUUUGCAGUGAUCAAUAUUUUUAUGAGAAUUUAAACUUAAUACAAAUGGCCCUGGAGGCAGAGCCUCCACUCAGUCCCAUUGCACUCUUGUGAUUCAGGUGGCCCAGGAGCCCAGGACAGGCCUUUGCAGCGGGCUCCAGCCAGCCAGAGCCACCUGGUGAGGUGCAGAGCAUCCCCUCUAGUGGCUGUUUCAGUUGGUAGUUGUUAAUACAGAGCAAGUUCUGUCUUGGGCUUAAAUUGACUGAAGACUUUUGGGGAAAAGUAUAAUAAAUGCAUAUAAUCAAAUGGGGGGGGUACUCUGUCCAGGAGAAUAAUCCGACUGGCAUUUGUGGCAGUUUUUGAAAUGUAAAUGUAUUCAUGUGUGUUCUUGUAAAUACAUGUCUCUCAGAUGUCCUUUGAAGUGGGAGGGAAUCAAUCCGGGGAUUAUUUCAAAUGGAAUAGAGUAUUUUGAUAUUGUUCAUUCAGAGGGUGAUGUGUACAUAUCUAUAUUGUAUAUAUGUGAUGAAAAUGCAUUGGCUUUUUGUGCAAACACAAUCUGCUCUCUGUACUGCUGUUGGACAGUCAGUGUUUUAAUGUUUCUACAGUUUUGCUAUUGCACGAUUUCAUAUUUUGCCUCUAUGAUGAACGGCACCCAUUCUUUGUAACUGUUUAGUGCUGUAAAGAAAUACCCCAAGUGUCAUUAGGAUUGUUGGCUGCCAGAACUGAUAUGCAUGAAUGGCACUUAAAAUAAAUAUAUUAUGUUAACUCUA
This is a messenger RNA of Nyctereutes procyonoides (raccoon dog), 5226 nucleotides long. RefSeq names its product forkhead box J3 (gene FOXJ3). NCBI's taxonomy places the organism in Eukaryota, Metazoa, Chordata, Mammalia, Carnivora, Canidae. Gene Ontology annotation, molecular function: DNA-binding transcription factor activity, RNA polymerase II-specific; RNA polymerase II cis-regulatory region sequence-specific DNA binding. Gene Ontology annotation, cellular component: nucleus. The record is from RefSeq and is a predicted model, not a curated record. The transcript is spliced from 13 exons. Gene Ontology annotation, biological process: regulation of transcription by RNA polymerase II. Bases 457 to 2325 code for a protein of 622 amino acids.